UUGACCUGCGACCCAAUUAUUUGAGCGGGUCGCUUCCUAUAGAACACAGCAUAAAACCGUACUCCGUAUUAUACGCCAAUUAUAAUUUGGAGCGCGUAAACUUGAAAUUACUGCCUUAUCUUUGCCAAACGAAACGCAUCCCCAUCACUACAUGCUUCGGGAAAAAAAGAGAAACAAUUUUGCCCCUUCCACCAGAAACCCCUUCAAUCCAGAUUCCUGGAUCAGCUUCCUAUCUUACCAAACGAUACAUGUUUCAUACAAAUCAGCAUACUCAGCAAAAUAACCAUUACCAAAUGGCCCCUCAGAAUUUAAGAUUUGCUGUUGAAGUUAUCAAUAAUUCCCGUAUCAUUUCACUAGCAGCCUGUUCUAUGACGAAUAAAGAAGUUGUUGAUGCAUCUACAAAAGUUUAUGUUGGAGGCAUCCCAUACUACUUCAAUAAGGAUGAUAUUAGAAGUUUCUUCGGAGGGUAUGGGACCAUUACUGAAAUUGAUUCUAUGAUAUUCCCGGACACUGGAAAGUUCAGAGGCAUUGCAAUAAUCAAUUUUAAGGCAAAUGCAGCUGCGAAAAGAGCCUUUGGCCUUGACGGAUCGGACAUGGGUGGGCUAUUCCUGAAAGUCCAAGCAUACAACACAUUUAGAUCAAAAAACAAAGUUUCUACCUUCUCUUCGGCAGCUGUGGAUGGUUACAACAGGAUUUAUAUAUGAAAUUUGUCAUGGGAGAUAACCAAGGACGAUUUAAGGAACCUUUUUUCUGGUUGCCAAAUAGCAUCCAUCCGGUUCGCAGAAGAUAAGGAAACAGGGUUAUUGGAAGGAUAUGCCCAUGUCGAUUUUGCAGAUAAGUUUUCUUUAGAAACAGCAUUAAGGCUAGAUCAGAAAAUUGUUUGUGGAAGACCUGUUAGGAUAAGUUGUACUGUCCCAAAGAAGGGAGGGGCACUGACCAAAUCAAGAACUAUCGAUGUCAAUAAUACUCAAGUAGAGAGUUUUGACAAUUUAAUUGUCGUCUCACAAGAUAAUACGGCAGGCCCUUCACAAGAGAAUAAUCACAUCAAUUUCCCGACAAGCAAUCAGGUGGAGAAUGUUGACACGGGGCCAAUCAGUGCAAAGAUUAGAAGGAGAACAUGUUAUCAAUGUGGGGAGCGUGGACAUGUUUCGUCUUCUUGUCCCAAGAAACAAGCAGCAGAACAAGGAAAUCAAUUUGCAUUGACCAAAUCAAGAUCUACUGAAAUUAAUACUCAAGCCAAGAGUGCUGACGACUCAAAAGCAAGUCUACCAGUAGUGUGUAAUCAUGUUGUCUUCCCGCCAAACAAUGCGGUGAAAAAGGUUGAAAUGGGCUCAUUCAGGGCAAAGAGAAGGAGGCGGAUAUGUUAUGUAUGCCGUGAGCAUGGGCAUGAAUCUUCUUCUUGUCCCAUGAAACAAGCUGCUGAACAAGGAACUCAAGUUGGAGUGACCAAAUCAAUAUUCAGUGAAAUUUACUGUCAAGAUGCAGUGACCAAAUCAAUAUCUACAGAAAUGAGCACUCAAUCAAAGAGUUUUGACGACUCAAAUUUCACGCGACUAAACAAUGCACAAGUCAGUAAUCAGCUUGAUGCAGUGCCAAACGCUGCAGUGGAGAUUUGCAAAGUCCGUGCAAAGAUACGGAGGCGGAAAUGUUUUGAAUGUGGAGAGCGUGGGCAUGUUUCGUCUUCUUGUCCCAAGAAACAAGCAAUGGAACAAGGAAAUCAAUUGGUAUUGACCAAAUCAAGAUCUACUGAAAUUAACAGUCAAGCAAAGAGUGUCAACGAUUCAAAUGCAAUGUUAUCGCAUUAUUAUAAAGCAGGUCUACCAGAAGUGUAUAAUCACGUUGUCUUCCUGCCAAACAAUGCGGUGGAAAGGUGGCGAUUCAGGACGAAGAGAAGGUGGCGGAUAUGUUACGUAUGUCGUGAGCGUGGGCAUGAGUCUUCUUCUUGUUCCAUGAAACAAGCUGCUGAACAAGGAAAUCAAGUUGGAGUGACCAAAUCAUUAUUCAGUGAAAUUAACAGUCAAGUUGCAGAGACCAAAUCAAGAUCUACUGAAAUGAGCACUCAAUCAAUGAGUUCUGAUGACUCGAAUUUCACACGACUAAACAAUGUACAAGUAAGUAAACAGCUUGAUGCACUGCCAAGCACUCCAGUACAGAUUGGCCAACUCAGUGCAAAGAAACGACGGCGAACAUGUUUCGAAUGUGGAGAGUGUGGACAUGUUUCGUCUUCUUGUCCCAAGAAACAAGCAACGGAACAAGGAAAUCAAUUUGCAUUUACCAAAUCAAGAUCUACUGAAAUUAACACUCAAGAAAAGAGUGUCGACGACUCAUAUGCAAUAUUAUCGCAUUAUUUUAAAGCAAGGCUACCAGUAGUAUAUACUCAUGUUGUCUUCCCGCCUAACAAUGUGGUGGAAAAUGUUGAAAUGGGCCCAUUCAGGGCAAAGAGAAGGAGGCGGAUAUGUUAUGUACAUAGUAUGUCGUGAGCAUGGGCAUGAAUCUUCUUCUUGUCCUAUGAAACAAGCCGCUGAACAAGGAAAUCAAGUUGGAGUGACCAAAUCAGUAUUCAGUGAAAUUACCGGUGAAGUUGCAGUGACCAAAUUAAGAUCUACUGAAAUGAACACUCAAUCAAAGUGUUUUGAUGACUCAAAUUUCACACGAAUAAAGAAUGUACAUGUAAGUAAUCAGCUUGAUGCACUGCCAAGCGCUCCAGUGCAAAUUGGCCAAAUCAGUGCAAAAAUGCGGCGGCGAACAUGUUUCGAAUGUGGAGAGCGUGGACAUGUUUCGUCUUCUUGUCCCAAGAAACAAGCAACGGAACAAGGAAAUCAAUUUGCAUUGACCAAAUCAAGAUCUACUGAAAUUAACACUCAAGAAGAGAGUGUCGACGACUCAAAUGGAAUGUUAUCGCAUUAUUUUAAAGCAAGGCUACCAGUAGUAUAUACUCAUGUUGUCUUCCCACCAAACAAUGUAGUGGAAAAUGUUGAAAUGGGCCCAUUCAGGGCAAAGAGAAGGAGGCGAAUAUGUUAUGUAUGUCGUGAGCAUGGGCAUGAAUCUUCUUCUUGUCCCAUGAAACAAGCUGCUGAACAAGGAAAUCAAGUUGGAGUAACCAAAUCAGUAUUCAGUGAAAUUACCGGUGAAGUUGCAGUGACCAAAUCAAGAUCUACUGCAAUGAGCACUCAAUCAAAGAGUUUUGAUGACUCAGAUUUUGCACGACUAGAGAAUGUACAUGUAAGUAAUCAGCUUGAUGCACUGCCAAGCGCUCCAGUGCAGAUGGGCCAACUUAGUGCAAAGAUACGGCGGCGAACAUGUUACGAAUGUGGAGAACGUGGGCAUCUCUCCUCAUUUUGUGUCAAGAAACAAGCUGCUACAGAACAAGGAAAUCAAGUCGCAAGCUGAUUUUGAAGAAGAUUCAGUAAAAUUUGAUUUUCUAUUUAUGUAUAUGACCUUCAUUUAGUGAGUGUUCAGUGGGGUAUGUCCUCUGUGUAUAUGGACAAACAUGUUGGUAAUACUUUUUGGUCCAUAAGUUUAUACUUUCAAACUUGAAUUAAAAAAAAAGGACGACAGCCCAUGACAACCCAUCCCUGAGCCCCCAACACCGAUCGGACAGCUAGACCAUUAUUGAAUUAAAGUAGUACCACUGGCCAUUAUUGAAAACAUAUUUUCUUUUGGUGUGUCUGAUAAAAAACUUCAAUUUAAUUUUAGGAAAAUUCUACUUUACCUCUAAUGUUUUUGAAUGUACGGUACCUUAGCCUAGCUGGACAAAUAAUAAUAUGACACAUGGAUGUUUUAAACAGACACGACAUCUAAUUUAAUUUAUAAUUUGUAAUUUAAUCUAUUUCCAUUGCAGCCCUGCUUAUAGGCUGCUGUGCUUUUUGUGUGCCAAGAUAUUAGUAUUUAGUAGCAAACUAGCAAUGAAUCACACGAAAAAUGAAAGUUUUUGUUACUACAUAUUGGGUGGAGUGUUUUUUUGUGCCAAGAAAUUAGCUGCUGGCUUGCUGGUUUCAGACACUCUAUUUGACAGUGAAUCUUAUUGAUCAGAUUAUCUGAAAACCGAGAACUUCAUUGAGAAGCGAAAACUUCAUCUCAAACAAAAAUAUUGCCAACUAAAUUAUCUCCAAGUUCUGCUAAAGGAUCAAAGUUCACGAUUCAGUGCCAGGAUCAUCAUCACCCUUACAACUAACCAAACUAAGAAGCACCAUAGGAUCCAACAGUUCAACAAUUGCAUUUGCAAGUUUCUAUGACAGUGGGGGAUCCUCUGACAGCAUAGCAAUUAGCGAUUGAUUAGCCUAAGAUAUUUCACCAACUAAUGGAUAUGGCUGUUUUUCAUGAUUAUAAAACUAGUUUUGCCGAUGAUGAUUGGAACAAUAUUGAUGAUUCUGAAUAUUUAUGUUUGUUCUUUACUUGGUUUGGCGUUAGAAUGGAAUUACUGGAUUUUAGAGCUGAGUUUUAUCGCAGGCAGUUUGUCUUGGGAUGCUAGAUUGAUGAUAACUGGUGUUUUAUCUGCUGCUAAGCUACGAUGCUAACAUGUUUUACUUUCAGCUUGUUCUUUUAAUCGUUUUGAUUAGCCUUCUCUUGCGGUGAAGCCAUAAGUUUAACCUAUAGCCCUUUUUUGUUUUUUGUUUUUAUUGUAUCCCGAAGGAUAUGUAAACACUUAGUUUAUUAUAAGCUUUUGAACUGUCA
Messenger RNA from Cuscuta europaea, 4674 nucleotides. The record is from the annotation of a GenBank genome assembly. Lineage: Eukaryota; Viridiplantae; Streptophyta; Magnoliopsida; Solanales; Convolvulaceae.